AUGUUUGAUUAUUCAAGGUCAUGUUGCGACACCUAUCAUUGUGGCAGCAUUCAUAAAAUAAGAGAAUUAAUCUUAAAUAUCAUUUCACAGAGUGAAGACCUUCGUGCUGUAUUAGAGGAAAUAAAUGUAGCAUUUCAAGAGAAUCAUCAAGCAGCACUUCAAUAUCAAGAGACGAGAGACAAGACCAUCUUCCCAAUGAUUGGGUAUCGUCAUGCACUUUUACAACGUAAUGUAAGAUGUGCUCUUGCCUACCUUUACAAUCGAUUACUUAAGCUGAAGGAAGUUCGAUGGCACUUGGGACCAACACUCAGUGCAGAUGUUAAAGAAGCUUUGACAGAGCCCGAAAUUCAAUGGUUCAAUAAUUACUCAAAACUUCUUGCAAACUACAUGAUGUCGUAUCCAAAUGGAAUCAAUUUAACAGCCAACAUUAAACCACCAAAAUCCCUUUACAUUGAAGUCAAAUGUUUAGCUGAUCAUGGCAAGUUGGAGUUGGAAAGUGGUGAAGUGAUUCUUCUUCAAAAAGACAGCAUUCAUUAUUUGCCAAGUUCAGAAUGUGAACAAUUAAUUAGACAAGGAAUUUUAGAACACAUCAUUAAUUAA
Messenger RNA from Clunio marinus, 600 nucleotides. The record is from the annotation of a GenBank genome assembly. Lineage: Eukaryota; Metazoa; Arthropoda; Insecta; Diptera; Chironomidae.